AUGCAGCAAAUUCACCAUCGCAACAUCAGCAGCCAAAAACGACCCCAAAUACAACAGCCACACAGCAGAGAUCCUCACAGCAGCAAGCACAACAUCGCAGCAGCACACACAGCAUCGCCAGUGCCACAGGCAUCGCGCAGCAUCACAGUGGCACAGCAUCGCACAGCAUCGCACAGCAGCAGCAACAGCAUCACCCAGUCGCAGCAUCACCAGUGCCACAGCAUCGCAGCAGCACACACAGCAUCACCAGUGCCACAGCAUCGCACAGCAUCACCAGCUGCACAGCACCACCACAGCCAUCACCAGUGGCCACAGCAUCGAGGCACACACCACGCAGCAUCACCAGUUGCACAGCAUUCCACAGCAUCACCACACAGUGCAUCACCAGCACAGCAUCAACCAGCACAGCAUCGCCAGCAGCAUCAUCACCAGCACAGCAUCACGCAUCACCAGCACAGCAUCACCAGUGCCACACAGCAUCGCAGCAGCACACCAGGUGGCACAGCAAUCACCAGUUGGCAACAGCAUCACCAGUGCCACAGCAUCGCACAGCAUCCAGCCGCAGUGCACAGCAUCAGCCAGUGGCACAGCAUCGCACAGCAUCACUGCAGGGCCACAGCAAUGCACCACCCACAGCAUGUUCAACAGUGGCCAGCAGCAUCAGCACAGCAUCACCAGUGCACAGCCAUCACCACAGCAUGGCACAGCAUCACCAGUGCACAGCAUCGCCAGCAGCACCACCAGCAUCGCACAGCAUCACCAGUGCAACAGCAUCACCAGUGGCACAGCAUCGCACCAGCAUCACCAGCACAGCAUCACCAGUGCACAGCAUCGCACAGCACACGCACAGCAUCACCAGUGCCACAGCAUCACCAGUGCCACAGCAUCGCACAGCAUCACCAGUGCCACAGCAUCGCAGCAGCACACACAGCAUCCACCCAGUGCCACAGCAUCGCCACAGCACACCAGUGCACAGCAUUCGCCAGUGCCCCACAGCAUCGCAGUGCAAGCAUCACAGUGCCACAGCAUCGCAGCAGCAACACGCAGCAUCGCCAGUGCCAAACAUCACCAGCACACAGCAUCCCAGCAGCAUCACCAGUGCACAAGUCGCAGCAGCACACACAGCAUCGCAAGCAGCACAGCAUCACCAGUGCCACAGCAUCGCAGCAGCACAAACAGCAUCACCAGUGCCACAGCAUCGCAGCAGCACACGCAGCAUCACCAGUGCCACAGCAUCGCAGCAGCAACCAGCAUCACCAGUGCCACAGCAUGCCACAGCAUCGCAGCAGCACACGCAGCAUCACCAGUGCCACAGCAUCGCAGCAGCACACGCAGCAUCACCAGUGCCACAGCAUCACCAGUGCCACAGCAUCGCAGCAGCAGCAGCCACGCAUCAAGCAUUCACAGUGCCACAGCAUCACCAGUGCCACAGCAUCGCAGCAGCACACACAGCAUCACCAGUGCCACAGCAUCACCAGUGCCACAGCAUCACCAGUGCCACAGCAUCACCAGUGCCACAGCAUCGCGGACGUUGCAGGAGCAGGAGGCAAGAACGUCAACUGUCAGUCAAACCGCGUGUCCCUAGCAGAGCAUUCAGCACGUGCUGACGGCGAGGAAAUUGAAACGGGAGAGAUAAAAAUGAUACAGUGGGAUCAACCUAUUACAGAUAACGGUAUCACAAUCACCUCAGCACAGGUAGUGGAAUUACCAUCACCUCGACACUGGGGGAUCACCAUCACUAGAACAAAUAGCGAUGUCUCCAUCACUCUAGUACAGUCCUACCUGCUGCGUCUGCUGUCAGGUACGGGUGCCAGCAAUUACAGCAGGAACAGAACUCGUUCCCAGCAGACGGAGGGGGCGGACCCGACCGCUAACUUGCCUCUGAAGUUGCUAUAA
This is a messenger RNA of Penaeus vannamei (Pacific white shrimp), 1896 nucleotides long. RefSeq lists its product as uncharacterized. NCBI's taxonomy places the organism in Eukaryota, Metazoa, Arthropoda, Malacostraca, Decapoda, Penaeidae. The record is from RefSeq and is a predicted model, not a curated record.